Aspergillus sclerotioniger CBS 115572 is the source of this 826-nucleotide messenger RNA. RefSeq lists its product as uncharacterized. The transcript has a single exon. Lineage: Eukaryota; Fungi; Ascomycota; Eurotiomycetes; Eurotiales; Aspergillaceae. The record is from RefSeq and is a predicted model, not a curated record. Bases 130 to 402 code for a protein of 90 amino acids.
CCCCGUUCCAUAAUGGAUAACAUUGCUCACACGUGAGGAGUUUUACGUGACACGUCCUGUAGGGAUUAUAGGGUGUAAAUGCUGGAUCUUGCGGGUCACGGGUGGUGGCCUCUUUGCAACCCCAUUGGCAUGGUCUUCUGUGUCUUCCUUGCUGGCAUUCUGGCCAUGGUGUUUUUCUCCUUUCCCGAAACCAGAGAGCACCCGCUGGAUGAGAUUGGCGUCAUUGUCGACGGCGAGCCAGCCGCGCCGCGGGAAGCCUCCGGAAACCCGAGGAACAGGAGUGAGCAAACGCCUCUUAGAGUAAGUAGGAAGCACGAGCCAAGUGCAUUACGUCUAGACUCUAGAAGGGGUCGAGGCAUGCAGCGGUUGUGCCGUCCGGACUUUCCCGCGAAUGAGGGUUGACUGCUGAGGGUGUGCGCAGCAUCAACCCAUGGAACGGACGCCGCCGGAGUGUGCCAGGUGGAAGCUUAAAGACAGUGCCGCUGAAUGGUGAGAGAUAAGAUGCCCGCCUGAAACCUUGUCCACCCUUGUCUCUUCCCCUGACGCUAAACACCACCGGACAAAGGCCGAAAUGAUGCCGGCGGCGCUGGAGGAGGAGGGGCUCAGGCCUCCAGAGUCCAGGCAGCAAGAAAGCAGGCAAGCAACCCUACCCGCGAUAUCGGGGGUCCCCCAUUUCCCCCUCCAUUACCCAUCAACCCCAUCAGUAUCAAUUUUACCCCAGCUAAACAUCAAGCGGUGGACCUUGCAGCAUUCUCACGAUUCAAUUAACCGAGUCAGGAAUUCCUGCGUGGGAGAAGUGAGUCAGGAAGCCACGGUAAGAAGAGUU